Amoebophrya sp. A120 is the source of this 1965-nucleotide messenger RNA. Lineage: Eukaryota; Dinophyceae; Syndiniales; Amoebophryaceae. The record is from the annotation of a GenBank genome assembly.
UUUUUCUAGAUUUUUCAUUUCUACUUGAGAGGAUUUUUAUCGAACGGAGCGUUCUUUGCACUACUCAGUGAGAGAUGAAUUGAGGGACAACUGCUCCCACAUGGAGUGGGUCACUUAGCAGGGCGACGUUAAUAUCAUGAGGAAGGCAUGCGCAUGCAGAUUCAUCUCAUGCCGCAUCAAAAAUAGAACUACACCAUGUAGGCGCCAACCGGAGGCGCAAAAAAACAUCUACACGUUGUAGGAGCCACUUACACCGACGGAGGACCCCGCGGAGCGAGACCCUACCCCAAGAAUACUAGAAAGGCGGGACUAGUAGAACCACUUUCCUGCUGAACGAGACGAGGACAACGAACCACAACCACGACGAGGGCCUUCUCUACUUCCGCCGUGGUGGUACUUACUAGAUCAGUGUAGAAGUUCUUGACUUCUGCUGCGCCACCGGCUACAACGACCAAAAAUGUCUGCGGCUGCGGAAAACGUGCAAGUGGUCGUCCGGCUCCGGCCGGACGAAGAAAAUUACGCCGACGGCUACGACCCCAGCAUCUACCACUUCGAGAUCGACAAACCGCACGUGUUGACCAUCAGAGAUCCCCUCUCCAAAGGCAGAUCGGACCACACGUUUGUGUACAGGGGCUUGAAAAAGGAGGAGGCCGCGGCCCAAAGCAUCGCCAAUCGGACCAAGUUCGCGGCAAUGCACUUCACACUGACGCUGGUCGACUGGAAGGACCUUGCGAACGCGGGGUUCGACAUUCGGUCCUGGACAAACGCAGAUUUCGAUUUUGACCGUCGUCGUCGUGGAGGUCAUAGUUCCAACGCGAGGUGGGACGAUGAAACAGGUGGCGUUCAUCGUGGUAAAAAAAUUUUCGACGGCUGGACCGUGAUCGGAAGUGACGAAUACGACUAUGAUCAGCGUAGAAGGAAUUUACCGCACGGGCCGAGGUUGUAUUUCCGUCUCGUCUUCAAACCGCCGGCCGGCAACUAGUCGAGCCUCGUUCAUAAUAUUAGCACCUGGGAAGAUCGCAGGAGCAAAUUUUUUGAAGGACGGUGAUCUAGCGAAAGUGAUUAGCAGAUAGUAUCGUGUUCAGAACUUGAAUUUUUACAGAAGAAAAAGCAAGAACUCACUCCUUGUUGUAUUAUCUAUCAUGUUUUGCAGAAAGAACUCACUCGGCGCACGAGCGCCAGCUUGUACAAGUAGCUCUUUCUGCUUCCUGCGGAGAUCUUAGGAAGUCCUGCAGAGAUGUAGUUUUUUUCAAUUUACCAUAUUGUUAACUCUUCUUUUGAACAACUACUAUCUUCAUCUUGCCGCCGAGCGGCAUUCGCUUUCACGAUUAUGCUAUGGCCCUGACGGAAAGGACUAUCAGAGGGAAGUGUGCUGCUGCAGAACAUGCCCGGAGAGGGGCUUCAUCGUGUGCACAGCGUGCAGUAGGCUCGUAGAACUCAUUUAUAAUGAAAUAGCACUAAAGCAGGUAAUAUGCAAGAAGUACUUCAUUUUUGGAUCGAAAAGAUUCCUCUAAAGCCAGCCCUUAGAGAGACUUGACUGAAAAUUAUUCAAGAAACAAGGACAUUCGAACUAAAAAGAUCUAGUCUGACAUGCGAAAUAUCAUGUACAAUGAACGCCUUUUUUUUUGUAUGAUGAAAGAAAGUCUGCCGCGUUUUUUUCGUUUUCGGCAAGACCGAUGCACGUAGUACUACGUACCUCAAAGAAGCGCAGCUGACAAUCUAGGUGAAGCAAGAGCUGCAGAAGCAAAAAAAAAUGUCAUAACAGACCGUGAUAUUCACGAAAGAGUUAUUCUCGUCUAUACCGUCAUUCUCAUUCAUUAAAUUUCAAGUAAUCUUCACGGAGGUUCGCGUUUACCUCGUGAACAACGGAUGACGAAAGAGAUUGUUGACGAACUGCAAUUUUUGCAUUCAGUCAAGAACCAUUAAGCAAUGGCUGUACAAUGCUAUCGUGGUGUGCAAUACAAG